GCCAGCUGGCCUUUUGAUGAAAACAUAUACUAAAGGAAUGAAAAAAAGAUAGCCGACGUUGACACGUCGUCUGGAAUCUCCGUUUGGUGGCGCUCGCACCUCGAGCUGCCUUACUCUUCGGCCGUAGUCCCAUAUCCUCCUCUAUCGGCCUUUCCGUCCUCGGGUUCUUCGGCUCUCAACAUGUCCGUCUUCAGAUAUACUACUCCUGCAUUUGCCGUACCAACUAUUUCCUACAACGACCGGUGUAAUAAAGUAUCUGAGUUCUCUACUAGACGAGCACAUAUGCCCCACUCCCUCGCUGAGGUGUUUCUGUGCAUGUGGGGUAGUUCUCACGGGUUGCAUUGCAAUGACUUGUUUCUUGGCUGCAAUCUUUCUCAUCACCUACUUAAAGUUCAUGGAAUUCGUGGCUCAGACAAUUCCCACGUCAUAUGCAAGUGGGAUAGUUGUGAUCUGGAGGUGAACAAAGAAAGCCUCUCGAGGCAUGUGGAAGAGAGGCAUUUAAGGAUUGUGCACUCCUGUGAAUGCGGGAAGACGUUCUCGCGUAGAGAUACCCUCAGCCGACACAGAAGGGACGUGCAUCGCCUAGAGUUCGCAUCUUAAUACUGAGUAAUUGGUAUACCGGUAUGUAGUAUACGUAGCAGUCUAGAGUCCAGAUAUGCAGUUCGAAAUCAUAAAGUGAAUAUUAUAUGUGAACGCGUGUACAUGUAU
This is a messenger RNA of Suillus fuscotomentosus, 708 nucleotides long. RefSeq lists its product as uncharacterized. Bases 181 to 600 code for a protein of 139 amino acids. The transcript is spliced from 2 exons. The record is from RefSeq and is a predicted model, not a curated record. Lineage: Eukaryota; Fungi; Basidiomycota; Agaricomycetes; Boletales; Suillaceae.